Messenger RNA from Chara braunii, 1653 nucleotides. The record is from the annotation of a GenBank genome assembly. Lineage: Eukaryota; Viridiplantae; Streptophyta; Charophyceae; Charales; Characeae.
UUAAUUGUUCUUUUUUGGUCGUCCUCUCUGAUCACUUUUUGCAGGACAUGGGUGUCAUGAAGAUGAUUUUGGGAACAUACAACAAGAGUGUUGUGGAAUCGUCGUUUUUGCUGCCUCCAUUGGUAGUCAUGCAACAGUCCUACUACUUCCUGUCGACUGUGAAGACGAUAGCAGUCACGACCACGGCACGCGGCAUCACGGCGAAGCAACUCCUGAUUGCCACAGUGUCUGAUCAGAUUUUGUCCCUUGAUAAGCGCUAUUUUGACCCCAGAAGACCCUUGAUUCCUACGGCUGCUGACAGAGAGGAAGGGCUAAUGCCGUAUACAGACACUCUGCCCAUUCCACCUCAGAGCCACCUGACGCAUGGUUAUCAAGUGAUGGGUAUUCGAGAAAUUGUGACGCUUCCGACCAGGCUAGAGUCCACAUGCCUGGUAUUUGCGCAUGGUAUUGACUUAUUCUUUAUGCGGACAGCACCAUCGAAGAUGUACGAUACAUUGAGCGAAGACUUCAGCUACGCUUUGCUGGUCAUCACAAUUGUGGUGCUUUUAAUAGCGAUUCUCGUCACGGGGCUGUUGUCGAGAAGUCAGGAGCUCAACAACAAAUGGAGGUAAAGUUGGUAAAUCCAUGGGGGAGGGGAGGGGAGGGGAGCAGAUGGAGCCCCAUGAAGCAGCGACAUUUUAGCGAGAUUGAUACACGGAAGAGGGGGUGAUUUGCGCGAUUUCGAAGAUGGUGCUCAUGCCAGUAUAUAGUACUAUAUACUAUAAAGUGAGAAGGAGCGGAAUUUUUCAAUUCAUAUAUUGCCGUUGAUUGUUUUUGAGUUUCCGUGCACUUGAUUGGUUCUCUUGCCAGUUUUUAUUUUUUCUGCAAGAUUUUGUGGUCAGGUUCGGAUAUUGAUUGAUUGAGUGAUGGGAUUGAUUGUUUCAAGUUUUCCUUUGCUUGAUUGUGGGAAGUGGCCUGCCUGUACGAGGGUCAUGGAGGGAAGGGGAGUGUUGUAUGCUGUGUUCGAUGUCUGAUGUCACCCUCUUUUCUCCAAGGGAGUAGGAUGAUUAGCGUAGCAUAGCGCCUUUAAGGGAGGAUUGUUGGCAUAUUUCAGGUGUAGAUGGCCAAUGUGCCAUUAUGUUUCUUUGUCCUUGUCUUUCACUUGAUUACAGUGGACUAGCCUGCAAUCAGUCCAACAGCUACAGUGGUCUAGUGACUGCGCUUGUUGCAGCAGGGACAACCAGGGAACCUUUUAGUGUAGGCAACCAACAGCAGCCGAAGUAGAAGCAGUAGCUGCAGCAGCACCAGCCCGAGCAUAAGCAGAAGUCACAGUAGACCAUGGAAAGCGGCAGAAGCAGCAGGUGCAGGAAAAGCAGCAGAAGCAGCAGCGGCAGUAGUAGCAGCGGCAAAUUGGCAAUGGCAGUAGAAGCAGCAGCGAUAGCAGGAGCGGCAGCCAUUAAAUCCUCACCAGGCAAGCAGGCAGUCUUGUUCCCUUCCUGGGAAAUCAGUUUUGAACAAGGAGUGACAAUUAGCCUGAGUUGAGUUGCGUUGUCUUUUGUUGUGCUCUCAAUCCUUCGAGAGACGGUUAACGGGGGCCCAAAUAGUCGCCGUUUUCGUUGGCAAUUGCGGUGCGAAUUUCAUCAAAAAUUUUAAAAACAAACGAUAUGAGACCAU